Salpingoeca rosetta is the source of this 1086-nucleotide messenger RNA. RefSeq lists its product as uncharacterized. The record is from RefSeq and is a predicted model, not a curated record. Gene Ontology annotation, molecular function: FMN binding. NCBI's taxonomy places the organism in Eukaryota, Choanoflagellata, Craspedida, Salpingoecidae. The transcript has 3 exons. The coding region runs from base 1 to 1086 and encodes 361 amino acids.
AUGCGACUGCCACCGCUGCCGCAGCUGGCGUUUGUGACUGUGCUUGGUGUUGCCACGGCCUGGUACUCCUUUUCGCCCAUCCUCAAGAAGUGGGAGCAGACGCAGCUGGAGCUGGCAGAGCAACGUGAUUUGCAACGCGCACAAGCAACCGUGAACCAGCAGCAGCAGCAGCAGCAACAACAACAACAACAAGAGCAACACGAGCAGACAGCACAAUCAGCACAGCCGUCACACCACCUUGCUCUCAUCCACGGCAAACCCGAAGACAACAUGGCGGGCCGCACGACAACAGCCACAACAGCCGCGGCCGCUGUGGCUGCGCCGUGGACUGCACUCCUGCACAAGGCAUUGAAGAAGAACGGCAGUGUGCCAGCACACCGAUACUGUCAGCUGGCAACGAUAGGCCUCGAUGGUGGGCCUCGCGUGCGCACCAUCGUGUACCGUGGCCUGUUUGACGACGAAGCACUGGCAUUGGCAUCAACACCAUCAUCAUCUUCAACGGCGCCGGCGAGCGGGGCGCGGGAUGGUCAUGCGCGCGAGAGUGCGGCGCCAGACCUGGUGUUUAUCACGGACGCGCGGUCGAGCAAGGCAGCGGAGAUUGCAGCGGAUGCACGGGCGGAGGUGGCGUGGUACCAGCCGCUGACACGCGAGCAGUUUCGGUUUCGCGGCCGCCUCGUGUUUGCCGACGGCUCCGCCACGUCACCGGACAAGCCGCAGCCCUCACAGCCCUCACAGGUGCAAGCGCUGCGCGCGCGCGUGUGGGCUGGCCUCAGCGAUACGAUGCGCGCGCAGAUGCACUGGCCGGCACCUGGUGCCCCGCGCGAUCCAGCAGUACCUGAUUCGCGGUGGCGCGAGCCGCCCCAGGGCUUGGACGUAUCGUCGCAGUCGCCGCCACCAGACACGUUUGCGGUUGUGCUGCUGCAAGUGGAGCAUGUGGACCACCUGUGCCUAAAGAGCAACAGCCGGCGCCUGUACGAUCGACGUACAACCCAGAAUGGUGAUGGUGGUGAUGGUGGCGGUGAUGGUGAUGAUGGUGAGGAGAAGACUGUGGUUGGAGACUGGGUGGUAACUGAGGUCAACCCGUAG